This is a messenger RNA of Scophthalmus maximus (turbot), 4736 nucleotides long. RefSeq names its product A disintegrin and metalloproteinase with thrombospondin motifs 2. The record is from RefSeq and is a predicted model, not a curated record. Bases 228 to 4433 code for a protein of 1401 amino acids. The transcript is spliced from 25 exons. Gene Ontology annotation, biological process: proteolysis; extracellular matrix organization. NCBI's taxonomy places the organism in Eukaryota, Metazoa, Chordata, Actinopteri, Pleuronectiformes, Scophthalmidae. Gene Ontology annotation, molecular function: metalloendopeptidase activity. Gene Ontology annotation, cellular component: extracellular matrix.
AGAGACAGAGAGAGAGAAGGAGAGAGAGAGAGAGACAGAGAGAAGGAGGAGAUAAUGAGACUGGAGGAGGAGUGUCUGUUUCUCAGCUCAGUUUGUUCAGCAGCUCCGUCAGACUGAACGUGUCUCUCUGGGUCUGACUGUCUCUCUCUCAGCCUGUCUCUCUCUCUGUCUGUCUCUCUGUCUCUCUGUCUGUCUCUCUCUCUCAGCCCGUCUGUCUCUAUGUCAGGAUGGAGUGUCGUCAUGGAUUAUUGAUUAUUGUGUUUCUGCUUCAGACAAACUGUUUACACUCAGUUUACAUCAGUGACAACACAGAUUCUCUUCACCAGGUUCUGUCAGAGUUUGCCGUCAUCCGUCCAAUCAGGACCAACUCAGUGGGGCACUUCCUGUCAGUGUCAGUCUCCGCCCACGACCCGCAUCGCACUAAAAUACACGCCCACCACGCAGGGGAAACGCCCACUGACAUGGACAAUGUCAGACACAAAAGACAGACACAACCAGACACGCCCAUAAUACCCUCUUCCACGCCCACAUAUGCGUCACCAUCCAACCAGUCGGUUCAUAGCUGGAUGAGGCGGGGUUACAUGCCUGAGGAGGCGGGGCUUUACUACAACGUCACAGUGUUCGGUCAGGAGCUCCACCUGCGGCUGCGUCCAAACUCUCGUCUCGUCGCCCCCACCGCCACAAUGGAGUGGGAGGAGUCAGGACACCUUCACUCUCAGCCAAUAGGAGACAUCGGCUGCUUCUACACAGGGGAGGUGUCCAACAUGGAGGACACGUCUGUCGCCAUCAGCAACUGUGACGGACUGGCAGGGAUGAUCCGAACAGGUCGGGAGGAGUUUUUCAUCGAGCCGUGGGACCGGAGGAGGUCAGAUGGAGGAGAAAGCGAGGAGGAGGAGGAGGAGGAGGAAGAGGGAGGGCGACGGCACAUCAUCUAUCGCUCCUCAGCAGUCAAGAGGCAAGCAGCUGUCAAUCAAGCAGCUGUCAAUCAAACUGCUGACGACUUCCUGAGAGUUCCCCUUUUAGGUUCUCUGGGCCUGUGGCAAACAUUUGGCUCAUCCCGACGACGGCGCUACAUAGAAGAGGCGGAGCUCUUCAACAUCGAGGUGUUGUUAGCGGUGGACUAUUCCGUCCUUCUCUUCCACGGCCGAGACCACAUUCAGAAAUAUCUUCUGACUCUGAUGAACAUAGUUAAUGAGAUCUAUCAGGACCAUUCUCUGGGCGCCAACAUCAAUGUUGUGCUGGUCAGAAUCAUCAUGUUGUCUCCAUCAAAGUCCCAGGAGCUGAUCUCUGUGGGGAACCCUCAGAAGAGUUUGGAGAACGUCUGCGGUUGGUCUUAUCUCCAGCAGAGGGAGCAGAGUCACGCCGAGCAGCACGACCACACCAUCUACCUGACCCGGCAGGAGUUCGGCCCCUCCGGCAUGCAGGGUUAUGCUCCUGUCACAGGAAUGUGUCACCUACACCGGAGCUGCGUCCUGGUCUUGGAGGAUGGAUUCUCCUCGGCCUUCGUAGCGGCACAUGAAACAGGACACGUGUUAGGUAUGAAACAUGAUGGUGAGGCGAAUGAUUGCGAGGACGACGUGCUCCUCGGCAGCAUCAUGUCUCCGCGGGUUCAGGCAACUUUCCAUCGAUACCACUGGUCCAGGUGCAGCUGGAGGGAGCUGCACGAGUACCUGAACACCUACGACUGUCUCCGUGACGACCCUUUCAACCACGAGUGGCCGUCUCAGCCUCAGCUGCCGGGGUUCCAGUACUCGAUGGAGCAACAGUGUCUCUUCGACUUUGGACCAGGAUACAGUCUCUGUACCGCAUACCCGAACCAUGAACCCUGCAAACAGCUGUGGUGCAGCGACUACCACAACCCGUUCUACUGUAAGACCAAGAAAGGUCCGCCUCUGGACGGCACCAGGUGUGGACUGGGGAAGCACUGUUUCAAAGGUUUCUGCAUAAAGUUGACCCCCAACCUCCUGAGACAAGAUGGCGGCUGGGGGACCUGGAGUUCGUACGGCAGCUGCUCCAGGACCUGCGGGGGCGGCGUCAGGUUUCGGGCCAGGCGCUGCGACAACCCGGUUCCAGCCAACGGGGGGCGCACCUGCUUCGGAAACAGCUACGAGUUUGAGCUGUGCAGCCAAGAGGAGUGUCCGCCGCUGACUGACUUCAGGGAGGAUCAGUGUAAAGUCUGGAAUCCAUUUUUUGAACAUGAGGGAAAGAAACAUCACUGGCUGCCGUAUCAACACCCAGACCCUGACGAGCGCUGUCGUCUGCACUGUCAGUCCGAGGAGACGGCGGCGGCGGUUUCCAUGAACAGAAUGGUGCAUGAUGGGACGCCGUGUUCCUACGGCGACGCCUACAGCGUGUGCGUCCGAGGAGAGUGUGAGCACGUGGGCUGUGACGGACAGAUCGCCUCAGACCGACAGGAGGACAGAUGUGGAGUCUGUGGCGGAGAUAACUCCAGCUGCAAGAUCAUAAAAGGAAACUUCACCCGCAGCACAAAGAAACCAGGUUACCUGAAGAUCCUGGAGAUCCCUAAAGGAGCGCGACACCUGCUGAUCCAGGAGUUCAAGGGGACUCCUCACGUCCUGGCGGUGAAGAACCUGGAGACGGGUCACCUCUUCCUCAACGAUGAAGACGAGCUCCCAGAAUCCCGUGUGGUGAUCGAGAAGGGUGUGGCCUGGGAGUACAGUAACGCCGAGGAGCAGGAGUCCGUCCAGACCACGGGGCCACUGAAGUACGGGGUCCUGCUGAUGGUCCGUUCCCACGGCGACUCCAAGGUGACCAUAUCCUACAAGUACAUCAUCCAGGACCGUCUCCGGUCCUCGCUGGAGUCCAACCUGGUGCAGGAGGACACCAUCUUCUACGAGUGGGCGCUGAAGAAGUGGUCCAUUUGCUCCAAACCCUGCGGAGGAGGGAAACAGUACACGAGGUUCGGCUGCAGGAGAAAGGCUGAUGGGAAAAUGGUUCACAGGAUGCUGUGCUUCAACAUCAACAAGCCGAGAGCCAUCAGUCGCAGCUGCAACACGGACACGUGCAGCUCGCCACGCUGGGUGACGGGGAACUGGGACGACUGCAGCGCCUCGUGUGGUCAGAGUGGGUGGCAGCGUCGCUGGGUGAGCUGCCAGCAGGAGUCCAGCAGGGGGCAGCAACAGCGCUCAGUGCACAGCAAACUCUGUCUUGAAGACCGGCCGGAUGGGAAACAGACCUGCAACCGUGUCCCCUGCCCCGCGGUGUGGCGAGCCGGGCCGUGGACACCGUGUUCGGUAUCUUGUGGAAACGGGACUCAGGAGCGUCAGGUUGCGUGUUCGAGUCCUGGGGGUUCGACUGGAAACUGCAGUUUACCUCGACCAAUCACAACCCGCAGCUGCCAGGCCCCGCCCUGCAGUGGCGACCAGAAGAGUGCCAUCAUCCGGUGGUUGUCCAGGUCCAACGCAAACUUCACAGCUCCAAAGAUCUCAUCCAGGCAGCGUUGCCGUGGUGACCGGUCUGUGUUUUGUCGGAUGGAAGCGUUGAGCCGUUACUGCUCCAUCCCUGGAUACCGGCAGAUGUGCUGCAAGUCCUGCAGCGAGGGAAACCUCAGCAGCGUGAGCCCGCCGACUGCCAACAGCAGCUCGUGGAUUUCCACCACGGAGACGAUCACCUCAGCGUCCACCUCCACCUGGUCUGACAGCAGCCCCAUCGCCAGUGACAUCAUCAGCACUCCACCUCCCACUUUCAUUGUGACUCCGCCCCCUACCAGCAGGAGCAGCACCGACUUCGUCUACGUGGAGUACGAAGACUAUGACGAGUACUCGUCCUACGAGGAUCCUUCAGUUCCAUCUGAGUCUCCGGAUAUCAUUCCAACUACGAGUACUACUACUACUACUUCUUUUACUACUACUAGUACUACUACUACUACCACUACUACUACUAGUUCUACAACUACAACAAGACGCCCAAGAAAAACUGCUCCAGCAUAUCUAUUCAAAAAGAAAACCACCACUACCAAACUGCCUUCUGCCACAGUUCCCAUGGUAACUGUUGAUGGCCCAUUGCCGUUGCAGAUCCGGAUGUCUGCCGUCCCAGAGUUUCCCAUAACAUCAGCUGAUAGCGUCACUGCCACAUCUUUACCAAUCACAUCAUCUGGGCAGCAGAGCGUUCAAACUAACUUAAGUCUGACAGAAACCAAACCGGCGCCGACGUCUUCGUCCCCCUUCUUCCCGCUCACGAGGAAUAAGGAGAACAACUCGGUGGACGAGGUCUCGUACCAGAUUGUGGGAUUGGACGGGGACGUCGCCAGGGGACAGCAGAACUUCUUUGUCCCGCGGAUGCCGCCGUUCCGCGAGCGAACACAAAACAAACGCAUCCAGGAGCUUCUGAACGAGAAGCGGCGAAAGGAUCUUCUGAAGAGACCAAACAGGAGCAGAGCGAGCCGGACUGACAGGAAACAGACGGGAUCAUAAAAACACUAUUAUAGGUUUUCCCGAUAUCGCAUGUACAGCUUCUCACUUUCUGCUACCGUUAACGACCUCUGAACAGACACUGAAUCAGACUGCAGAGCAACAACAAACAGCUGAGGAGGUUCUCCCAAUGUUCCCUUUGUGUUUCCUGAGGUCACACUUGUUUCCUCUCAAUAAAGAAAACUGCCUCCAGAGUCGUCAUUGAUGCUUGAAGGUCCUGUGGACACAUGUCGAGGUUUCGCUCGUUUUCACACUUAUUUGUACCAAAUAUUUGUGUUUCUAAAUAAAGUCUCAUCCAGCUGCUGA